GGCCACGGCCGGAUAAGACUCACCAAGCUUAGGUAAGCAACUCAACAAUGGAGGGGGUGGGAGCAGCACUACUGUGGAGCCAAGUGGUUUCGCCACCGUCGUUCCAGGCGAUGCUGUUCACGGUGGCGGCCAUGGCCGCCGGAGCGUUCGCCGUGUACUUCUACGCGCCGUCGUGGCGCCUGCGCAGGGUCCCCGGCCCGCUCGCAUACGGCCUCGUCGGCCACCUGCCGCUGCUGGACAAGCAUGGCUCGCAGGCGUUCGGCGUCCUCGCAAAGAAGUACGGGCCCAUUUACAGGUUCUACAUGGGCAGGCAGCCGCUGGUGGUGAUCGCCGACCCGGAGCUGUGCAGGGAGGCCGGCAUCAAGAAGUUCAAGAACAUUGUCGACAGGAGCGUCCCGGUCACCAUCGCUAGCUCGCCCAUCCACUACAAGAGCCUCCUCUUCACCAAGGGCUCGACAUGGCAGGCGAUGCGGAACGUGAUCAUCUCCAUCUACCAGCCGUCGCAUCUGGCGAGCCUCAUUCCGGCCAUCCAGCCCUACAUCGAGCGGGCGGGCAGCCUGUUCUGCCCCGGCGAGGAGAUCACCUUCUCCGACCUCUCCAUCAGGCUCUUCACCGACGUCAUCGGCCAGGCCGCAUUCGGCGUCGACUUCGGCCUCACCAAGGACGCCGACGACGCCGAGAACGAGAAGAUCAUCCAUGACGCGCCCCGCGACUUCAUCCAGAAGCACCUGUACGCCACCACGUCCCUCAAGAUGGACCUGUCCGGCUCGCUGUCCAUGCUCGUCGGCACCUUCCUGCCGGCGCUUCAGAGGCCGCUGCGGCAGAUGAUGCUGCGCGUGCCGGGCUCCAUGGACCGGCGGAUGGACGAGACCAACGCGGCGCUCAGCGGGGAGCUCGACGCCAUCGUGGCGGAGCGGGCGGCGCAGGCCGACCGGGGCCAGAAGAACUUCCUCUCCGUGCUCCUCAACGGCAUCGACACCAGCGACGCCAUGAGGAAGCUCUUCACGCCGGACUACGUCAGCGCGCUCACCUACGAGCACCUGCUCGCGGGCUCCGGCACCAUGUCCUUCACGCUGUCGAGCCUGGUCUACCUCGUGUCGGCGCACCGGGAGGUGGAGGAGAAGCUGCUCCAGGAGAUCGACGCGUUCGGGCCCAAGGACGUGGUGCCCGACGCCGACGACCUCCGCACCAGGUUCCCCUACCUGGAGCAGGUGCUGAAGGAGACGAUGCGAUACUUUCCCGGCUCCCCGGUGGUCUCGAGGGAGGCGACCGCUGACGUCGAGAUCGGAGGCUAUUUCCUGCCCAAGGGGACGUGGGUGUGGCUGGCGACGGCGGUGCUGGGGAGGGACCCGAAGCAGUUCCCGGAGCCCGAAGCUUUCCGGCCGGAGCGCUUCGACCCGGAGAGCGAGGAGUGCAAACGCAGGCACCCCUACGCAUACAUCCCCUUCGGCAUCGGCCCGCGGGCGUGCCCGGGGCAGAAGUUCGCGUUCCAGCAGCUCAAGCUCACUGUCAUCCACCUCUACCGCCGCUACGUCUUCAGACACUCGCCCGGAAUGGAGUCCCCGCUGCAGCUGCAGUUCUCCAUCGUCACCAACUUCAAGAACGGUGUCAAGCUCCAGGUCGUCCAAAGGAACAACUAAUAUGAUUGUAACAGCCACUUGAACUGUUUUUUUAACGUUUUUCUAAGGAUAGCUACUUGAACUGUUGAACAUCGAUCGCGAACGAUAGUACGUUUGCGAUCCGUUCAACAUGUGCGAAUUAUGAUUCUUGAAAGUGUGUAAUUGAUUUGUUCAAUUUAGUAAAAGUUGAGGUUUGAGAA
This is a messenger RNA of Triticum dicoccoides, 1819 nucleotides long. RefSeq names its product cytochrome P450 711A1-like. The record is from RefSeq and is a predicted model, not a curated record. NCBI's taxonomy places the organism in Eukaryota, Viridiplantae, Streptophyta, Magnoliopsida, Poales, Poaceae. The coding region runs from base 48 to 1640 and encodes 530 amino acids. The transcript is spliced from 2 exons. Gene Ontology annotation, molecular function: monooxygenase activity; heme binding; oxidoreductase activity, acting on paired donors, with incorporation or reduction of molecular oxygen.